Messenger RNA from Helobdella robusta, 711 nucleotides. RefSeq lists its product as hypothetical. NCBI's taxonomy places the organism in Eukaryota, Metazoa, Annelida, Clitellata, Rhynchobdellida, Glossiphoniidae. The transcript is spliced from 7 exons. Gene Ontology annotation, cellular component: membrane. Gene Ontology annotation, molecular function: aspartic-type endopeptidase activity. The record is from RefSeq and is a predicted model, not a curated record. The annotation marks the transcript as partial. Gene Ontology annotation, biological process: proteolysis.
GGACACGGAUAUUAUGUGGAAAUUUUCAUUGGGACGCCUCCCCAGUCUUUUAAUUUCCUGAUUGACACAGGCAGUAGUAACUUCGCCGUGGCCUCCAAGCCGCACCCAUUUCUUGAUAGAUAUUUCAAUUCUUCACUAUCAUCGACCUUUAACCCCUAUCCAAACAAAAUGGUGCACCUACCUUACGUUCUAGGGGAGUGGAGGGGUUUUUUGGGUCAAGAAAUAAUUAGGCUACCAACGAUCAAAAAUAUAAGCAUAGAGACGACAAUGUCAUUCAUUACGUCAUCAAAUGAUUUUUUUCUCUAUGGAGGAAACUGGCAAGGAAUUUGGGGCCUUGGCUAUGACGAACUUUCACGUGACGAGAAUUUCGGCGGCAACGGUGUAACGUUGUGGGAUUCUAUCGUCAGACAGUUACGCAUUGAAGAUGUCUUCAGUUUGAAUUUGUGUCAGGAGCAUGGAACUAUGGUUGGUUGGUUGGUUGGUUGGUUGUUGUUAGGCGGCAUAGACAGUGAAGACUUUGUGGGCAACUUACAUUACGUUUCCCUGCGUAAGGAAUGGUACUACGAGGUAGUCAUUGUCGACCUGUCGUUAGGGGGGGCCAGUUUAGGGAUGGACUGUAAAGAAUACAACUACAACAAAUCCAUCGUAGAUAGCGGUACGACUAAUCUACACCUGCCUAAUGCUGUCUACAACGAAUUAGUGCAACGACUU